AUGUGGAACUCCUCCGAAAUCGACGAGGCCUAUGCCAACAUGACCCACGUGUCACCUCCAUCCCCAGCAAUUGCUAUAGUAUUCGGCUGUUUCACUACAGUCGGCAUUAUCGGAAAUAUAGCUCUACUACUAUACAUUCUGAUUCAUAAACUUUACCAGAACUUCAUCUCAUCCCAUUUCAUCGCACACUUGUGUGUUACCAAUCUUGUUGCAUUACUCGUACUUUUGCCAGUAUUUCUAUACACAAUAUGGACGGGUGUUAACGUAUUUCAAAACAGCAACUUCAUGUGUCGAUUGCAGGCGCUCCUGACCUGCACGGUAUGGACAGUAAUGGCGUUAAUGGCCCUCUGUAUCGCAGGCGUGCAUCUGCUGACAUUUGCCAGAAUUCACUACGAUCAGUUGUUCGGUCUUCGGCCAGGCAUACUUUGUAUGCUUUCCUGGGUGAUAUCGUUGGUCUUAGCCUUACCAUCCGCCACCAAUGGGCACAUUGUCAUCUACGAUCCUUCGUUACGACAUUGCGUCUGGGGUCACUCAGAUUCUGGGUUGAAAUUCCUAACCUAUUUAUUGAUUCUUGGCGUAUUCAUACCGGCCGCGUUCUCUUCUUAUGCAUACAUACGUGUGCUUGGAAUACUCUACCACAGCCCUAUCGUAUUCCAGUCGCUUGGAUUGUAUAAGAGCCGAUUUCUCGUCUACGCGUUUCUGCUCAGCCCGAUGUACCAAGUACCAUUCUAUGCGGUCACAAUGAUGCAUGCUAAGCACACUUGGCGUAUCCAGACAGAUGCAUUCUGGCCGGCUAUCUGCAUGUUCCUAGCGUUCACUCAAUGUCUCGUCUCGCCGGCACUCUAUGGAGCCAGCUUAUUUAUGAUGAAGGAAGAAGACAUGGCACUGACGGCACGAACUCAUAAAAGCGCUACCGGAUACCAACACGUACAAUCGCACAAUUUGCAAGCUCAACUGAUUUAA
Molecule: messenger RNA, 963 nt
Organism: Angiostrongylus costaricensis
Lineage: Eukaryota; Metazoa; Nematoda; Chromadorea; Rhabditida; Metastrongylidae
Source: the annotation of a GenBank genome assembly